UGAGAUUGUUCGACGUCGGUUUCCGCCUGAAGUCUAGAGCGGCGUCGAGACAAACUGGGAAGAUUCACCACCACCUCCAAUAACUAACCUGUACAAUGAAACUGCUAGCAAUAUCUCCCUCUCUCGAUAUCCGCUUCUUCACGGGUGUGCUGCUGGUGAUGGGCCUCUCUACUCCCGGACAAGCAGAAAUCACCAGUCUGGAUUCAGGCAACAUUGAUGACGUCCUAAAUAAUGCUGGGGUGGCAUUAGUCAAUUUUUACGCAGACUGGUGCAGGUUCAGUCAGAUGCUCCAUCCAAUUUUUGAGGAAUCCUCUAACAUCGCAAGGGAGGAGUUCCCUGAAACCAAGCAGGUGGUGUUUGCCCGUGUCGACUGUGACCAACAUUCGGACAUAGCCCAACGGUACCGCAUCUCCAAGUAUCCAACGCUGAAGUUGUUCCGCAAUGGGAUGAUGAUGAAGAGGGAGUACAGGGGUCAGAGGUCGGUGGCGGCCAUCGCCGACUUCAUCCGCCAGCAGCAGGUCGACCCGGUGAAAGAGAUGGACUCAAUGGAGGAGGUUAAUACUCUGGAUAGGAGCAAGAGAAACGUCAUCGCUUACUUUGAACAAAGGGACUCGGAUAACUACCACACUUUUGAAAAAGUUGCCAACAUCCUUCGUGAUGACUGCACAUUCUUGGCUGCCUUUGGAGCCGUAUCUGAGGCCGAGCGCUUCAGUGGAGACAACGUAAUCUACAAGCCUGUGGGGGAGAGCGUCCCGGACAUGGUCUACCUCGGCUCACUCAACAAUUUCGACCUGACCUACGCUUGGGCCCAGGACAAGUGUGUGCCUCUGGUCAGGGAGAUCACCUUUGAAAAUGGAGAGGAGCUGACUGAAGAAGGAAUCCCUUUCCUCAUCUUAUUCCACGUUAGAGAAGACACAGAGAGUUUAGAGAAGUUCCAGCAUGAAGUGGCUCGCCAGCUCAUCAGCGAGAAAGGGUCUAUAAACUUCCUGCACGCAGACUGCGAGAAGUUCCGGCAUCCUCUGCUGCACAUCCAGAAAACUCCUGCUGACUGUCCCGUCAUUGCUAUAGACUCAUUCAGACACAUGUAUGUCUACCCCGAUUUUAAAGACCUCAAUAUCCCUGGCAAGCUGAGACAGUUUGUGCUGGACCUUCACUCUGGAAAGCUACACCGAGAGUUUCACCACGGUCCUGAUCCCACGGACAGUACGCCAGGACAGGAGGAGACGGGAGGGGAAGUGGCCAGCAGCCCUCCAGAAAGCUCAUUCCAGAAGCUGGCGCCCAGCGAGACUCGCUACACCAUCCUCAGUCGGGACCGUGACGAGCUGUGACCUCAGCAGCCUUCCAGUGAUCCUGUGACUCAAUGCCAUGCCCCAGGGUCAGGGUGGGGGGGGGGGUAGGGUUGGGACAGGCAACGGGACAGAACAGCAACACCCAACACCCUUACUGAAGAGAGAUAAAGAGAAGAGGAGGAGAAUGAAGGGAAAGAAGAAGGAGGAGGAAAAACAAGAACAGAAGGAGUUCAGUCCACGACACAACCAUGUUGGAAUAACCUAUAUUUUCAUAACUCUUUCACGUACAGUUUUUAUUUUGGAUCAAAAGGAAGGGGGCGGGGGGUGUAAAGAAGAAAUCGUGUGUGGGCGGGUGUUAGGGGCAAUAGGACAUCAAAAGAAGUGUUUUUACUUUGAUUUGUUUGGAGCUUGUAAAUAUGUUUGUGCUGCAUGGAGUCUCAUUUUUGGUCUAAAUUAAAUGCAGAGUUUUCUUUAUUUUAUUCCUUUCUUUAUUCCGGCUUUUUGUAGUGAAAACUAACAGCAGUUCCCUCACUCCAGUCGUAACGGUUCUUAUCUGUGGGUAGUCCAGUUCAGCCUGUCUGACGGGAGAUGCUUGUUGCUUAGUCUCUCUAACCUCAUGACUGCAUCUCAAUAUGACCAACUCUAGUUUAGUUCAUUUGUAAAUUUGUAAGUUAUAACAAUAUACCUGUUUGAAGUAGCUUUAUCUCCAUAUCUUCUCCACACACAUUCUGAAGGAAUAGAAAACUACAAUUUGAAAUGCUUGGUAGUGGUCACACAACUUCAAACCAUGACUUGUCACAGAAGAUAAAGAGACCAAGCUACUCCAGCCUAUUGAGAUGCACCCCUUCUCUCCCUGGUACUAAAUGGUUCUAGAUCACGUCUCUUACAGUACUUAUAAAAUGUAUUGCCCCCUCGGACCUUAUUAUGCGUCACUGUUUUGAAUCACAGUGGAUGUAAUUAGGAUUUCUCUACGAUUAACAGAAAAUACUAAAAUGUCAAAGCGAAUGAGCCUUCUGGCCAUGAUACUAAAUUCUGUGUUUAGUAAAGCUUAAAACUGCAAAACACCAAGAAGCACAUCCUCCCUACCAUGAAGCCUGGUGGUGGCAGCAUCAUGCUGUGUGGAGGCUUCUCGGCAGCCGGCCCUGGGCGGCGUGUGGCGGUGGAAGGUUAUAUUUGUGCAGCUAUAGAUAUUUAUCCACAACCCCAAACAUAAAGCCAAAUCUACACGGCAUUUAAAAGAAGAAUGUGAAAUAAUUAGUGUAAAACUGUUACAGUCCUAUUGAAGUCGACUUAAGGCUGUAACUGUUGGCAAAGGUGCCUCUUUUACGUCUUGAAGGACAUGAAAACUUGUGCAAUUGGGAUUUUGUUUUCAAUUUUGUACCCAAGAAAUCUGAACGUCUUAUUUUUCCGUUCAGUGGCUAAAAUGCUGAUUACCUCCACUACUGUAAAACAUGCAACGUCAAAGGGGGCUCGAUACCUUUUUAAAGGCGCAGUAUUUGCCGUAACACCUCCGAGUUGUGCUCCCAGGAAUCAAAUGGAGGAAAACCAUUUUUUUGCAACGAUGUAAUUUCAAAUUAUUCUGAAUUUAUGAAAUGGCUGUUUUUUUGCUGUUACCUCUUGUCAAAUGUGUCGUCAUGCCAGGGGAGAUAAAGACUGCGUCCUUCCCAGUGCUUUAAAAAGCCGAGACAAGAGGGGGAAACCCAUGCGAUGAACGGUGGAAAUUUACAGUCUGCCACUUUAUACAACUUCUCUUAAAACUGGUUUUGUCUCUUUAUAUGUCUUUGAGGUUUUGGUACAAGUCCAGCUCCCUGAGAUCCUCUUGAGUGUGAAUUAAUCCAGAUUAAGAGCGUGGGGAACCAUUGCUACGUUUGUACUGUGCAUCCCUGCCCUUCCAUAGAGGCCACCAGAUGCCUGCAUAGUGACAUAUCAGCCCACAUACAGAAGAGCAACAGGGGGGGAGCGUGAGGCCAUUUCUAAAACCAGUCAUCUCAGAGGGGAAGAAGAGUAAAAAAAUAAUGAAAAGGUAAAUUAAAAAACAUUUUACAGAA
Molecule: messenger RNA, 3337 nt
Organism: Anarrhichthys ocellatus (wolf-eel)
Lineage: Eukaryota; Metazoa; Chordata; Actinopteri; Perciformes; Anarhichadidae
Gene: erp44
Product: endoplasmic reticulum protein 44
Exons: 11
Coding region: 96-1328 (410 amino acids)
Biological process (GO): protein folding
Cellular component (GO): endoplasmic reticulum-Golgi intermediate compartment; endoplasmic reticulum membrane
Molecular function (GO): protein disulfide isomerase activity
Source: RefSeq, a predicted model, not a curated record